Molecule: messenger RNA, 2136 nt
Organism: Adineta ricciae
Lineage: Eukaryota; Metazoa; Rotifera; Eurotatoria; Adinetida; Adinetidae
Source: the annotation of a GenBank genome assembly
AUGCCACCAUUCCAUCAUACAAUGGCAGCGAAAGAGCAUCAUCGAAGAAAUUUAAUCGAAGAUAACGAAGUUGAAGAUGGAAAUAUAAAAAAAUUAGAAAAACUUCUAGGAAUUAAAUCCGAUCGGAAAACUUAUUUACGUGGUUUUAUCGAUGAUGGACUCGAUUUCCUUCUGGACUUCUGUGAUAGAGAUAAAAGAAAGGAAAUUAUGCAAACUGAAGGAGAUGGAGAAGGAAACGCGUGGUAUGAUGAAGAAGAUGAAGAUCAACAAUGGUUGGCGAAAAAACAAAAAGAAAGAGUGAAAUUGGCCAAUGAAAAAGAAAAAUUAGAAGAGAAAACUAAGAAGAAAAAAACAUCAUUAGUCAAGUUUAACGAAGAUGUUCAAAGAGAAAUGAUUGAUGAUGAAGAUUCAAUGGACUACGAUGAAGAAGAAGAAGAAGAAGAUUCUGACGACGAAGGACAAGAUAAUGGUUUCGAUGAAGAAGAAGAAGAUGAUGAUGAUGAUUCCAAUAAGGAGGAGGAGACAUUCACCUUAAAAGAAGAUAUUUAUGGACGAACAGUUGAUGCGAAGGGCAAUGUUGUUAAAAGUAAUUCAAGUUCAACGUAUAUUCCUCCUGCUCUGCGUCAAAAAUUAAAUUCAUCUGAAGAGAAUUCAUUGAUAGAAUUAAAACGUCGUCUUCAAGGUCAAUUAAAUCGUUUAAGUGAAAAGAAUUUAUCUUCAAUUUUAAUUGAAAUCGAAACACUUUAUCGUUCUCAAUCUCGUGCAUCGAUGAAUACAUCUUUAUAUCAAUUAUAUCACGACAGUCUCGUAUCAUCUCAGUCCCUGACUGGUGAAAAUUUCCUUGCUGAAUAUGCGUUAUUUGCCUGUCUUCUUCAUGCAAAUGUUGGUUUAGAAAUCGGAUCGUAUUUACUCGAAAAUUUCGUCCAACUUUUCAUCGAACAUAUCAAUGAUGAUGUAUCAAUUAAAAUCACUGAUAAUUUAAUCCGAUUCUUUUCAUAUACUUACGCAUUUUACAUGACAAAUGGAAAAAUUCUCUUUGAUCUUGCUCGGUAUUUAUUAAAUGUUGAACAAAUCAAUGAAAAACGUUUAGAAUUAAUUCUUCUUCUAUUAAAAACAACUGGAUUCGUUUUACGUAAGGAUGAUCCAUUACAAUUGAAAAAUUUUCUUCAAGAAUUACGAACGAAGUGUUCGUCGUCAACGUUGAUUUCCUCAUCAUCGAAACGAUUAGAAUUUAUGAUGGAUACGAUAAAAAGUUUGAAAAACAACGAUGUGAGAAAACUACCCGGUGGUUUCGAACCUGAUCGAAUUGAUCGAUUAAGAAAAGUUUAUCGAAAUUUAGUCAAAGAUAAAACUGUACAACAAGCAAAUAUGUUAAAUGUUGGUUUGGAGGAUUUUCUAAAUGCAAAAGAACAAGGACGAUGGUGGAUUGUCGGUUCAGCGUGGCAAAAACAAAAUAUUCCAGACAAUGAAAAGAGGAAGAAGAAUAAAGGAGAAGAAUUGUUUAACGAGAAAAUUCGUAAACUAGCUAAACAACAACAUAUGAACACCGAUAUUAGACGAUUCAUCUUUGGAACUUUAUUAACCAGUGAGGAUUGUGAUGAUGCUGUCGAAAAACUUCAUAAACUGAAUUUGAAUAAAGUACAAGAACGAGAAAUCAUUCAUGUGACGGUUCAUUGUUGUUUACAUGAAAAAACGUAUAAUCCAUAUUAUACAUUAAUUCUCCAACGAUUUUGCGCGUAUGAUCGUCGAUUUCAAAUUUCCUUGCAAUAUCAUACAUGGGAUCGAUUUAAAGACCUUUCAUUACUGAGUGAUCAACAGUUAGCAAACUUUGGCACAGCAUUAUCACAAUUAUUAGUAUCAAAAUCGAUUACGUUGAACAUAUUUAAAAACUUCAACUUCGUCGAAUUAACACCAUCCGCACGAACCUUUCUAGUUGAAUUGUUUGUCAAACUCUUCGAAAACACCGACGAUGCAUCGUUGAAGAACAUUUUUCAGUUUUCAUCAACACAAAAUUAUAAAUUUGUUAAAGAAGCCUUUCGAUUGUUUCUCUCUCAUUUCAUCUUGAAAAAGUCCAACUUCUCCGAUUUAGUUCAUCGUCGUUGUCAGAUUGCCAUCAAUCAGUUGUCCGAUGAAUAA